GAACGUGAAGCAACUGCAUCUUUCUGUGAAGAGGAAAAAAUAUUAGACAGGAGUAGUGUCAGAAACACUAACAACACAUGAAGGUAUGGUACCCUGUCUCCCAAAACAAGGAAACGUACGUGGCUUGCUAUUUAUAUGAAGAAGGCACCAGUUUAAAAGAUGGCGUCGAGUAGCGGAAAAGUGUAUGGGUUGAUAACACACCAGUCUAAGAAGAAGACACCAGUUUUGUUGCCAAAGUUGUCUGCGUUUGGAGAUUCCAGUGAUGAGGAAUCGGCCCAUUCUGCAGUAAACCAGUCGCUUCAAUAUGAAGCUAAAAAACAACGAGUCAAGAAACAGACACAACUAGAGAUUCAACGAGCAUUAGAAGAAGAUCCCACAGUUUAUGAAUAUGACAGUAUUUAUGACUCCAUGGAGGAGAAGAAACAACAGAAGGUUCUGGCCAAGAAGGCGGCUAAAGACAGCAAGGAACAGACACCGAGAGGAAAACGCGCCUCAUGGACCCACGACAAGAUCGAAUUACUCUUGAAGAUCUUAUUGGCGUCACAUCCCAAGUACAUCAAGGCUAAGUUCAAUUUCAGAGUCAUGGAUUUCUACGCCGAGAUCGGACAGAUGCUCUCCUACUCCGGACUGAUGGUGGAGAACCUUUUGAAGAAUUUGGGCCGGGAAUACCGAGACAUACUCCGACAAGUCGAGCUGGAAGAAGCUGUGGGGAAUACCCCACGUCCCAGACUGCGAGGAUCUGAAACUGUCUUUAGUUUAUUUGGGGAGUUCACACGUCUGUACUGCCUACUACCUGAUAGACGACCUCCGAAUAUUCCCCAAGACAUUGCCUCCUCAUCAUCAACAACUAAAAGUGACGGCAUAGACAAUGAAUUUAAGUAUGAUUCUCCCGCAAUUGAUAUGUACCAAUCUGGAGAGAUGGCGACUGCCACCCACAGUAGGGUACCCUUCCCAAUGGAGAUUCAUCAACAAAGUUACCAGGACCACCAGGAUCAACAGCCUGAGCUGCCUGACUUCACAACGACCAAUAUUUACCAGCAGCCUACGCAGACCGACUUUACAACAAACAGCAUGAGGUUAAAUCCAACCCCAGUCCUGCCAGUAGAGUUAUCGGAGAAUAGCUUUGAGCCUGCGAGGACAAAAAGUAAAGUCGACUCAUCUAAAACCAAUGUUGGGACGAGGGCGAGAGGGAGACAGCGAUUUCGUUUUGCGCCACGGUCAGCUCGUGGAUCAAGCUCAAGAACAACUUGGGGUUCUGUGACCAUCGGAAAAAAGAGACGAAUACCAACCCAGGAGAGAAAUUACUCCUCGUCCAAAAAACGUUGCCCUUGUGAAGACAAGACGGCAAAGUUCCAAGAGCAGAUGCUUCAUGUGUUGUCUGGAAUCGGACAGGAGCUCCAGUUACUGAGACAAGGUUUCUUUGCUCUUUAUGAUAUUAAGGAGAACACAAACAGUAGCACGGAGAGUCCUGAAUACGAUGAGAACUCCGUAGAAGAUGAUUACAAUGAAGAGGAUUGUGAUAUGAAUGAAGAUCGGGAUGAUGAACGCCCCAAUCCAAGUGUUAUUUUUCCAAAUCUAGGAGAAUAAUCAUCUGUAAGCCUGAGCAGUGUGCAAGAUUCCUUCUACCCCAACCACACCGAACUCGUUCUCAAUACAUUCUGAAAAAUACAGUCUUGUUGCAAGGCCAUAGUAAUGUGUACAGCGAGGAGGGAGUGAGCGAGCGAGGGACCGCAAUAGUGGAGUGAUAGUGUGAAUAACAACGUCUUGCACCAAGACUAGAUUUUUCAGAACGUAGUGAGAACGAGUUCGGUGUGAUGGGGGUAUUCCUUACUGAAAUGAAAGGUGGCAUUAUGCAGUGGCAUGAAACGGGGCCCUGGGGUGUUGUUAUGCCAAAUGUGAACUACAGAGUUCUGCCAUAUUUUAUUUGCCUUCUACAUUAUCUUUAAUUUAUAACUUAUAAGAGACUUAUUUGUAGUUUAAAGCCAUAAAUACACUUUCGGUAAACAGUAUUGUCCAAGUCCCACACUUCGUGUAUCACAACUUGUAUAUAAAA
Molecule: messenger RNA, 2053 nt
Organism: Asterias rubens (European starfish)
Lineage: Eukaryota; Metazoa; Echinodermata; Asteroidea; Forcipulatida; Asteriidae
Product: nuclear speckle splicing regulatory protein 1-like
Exons: 6
Coding region: 160-1587 (475 amino acids)
Biological process (GO): regulation of alternative mRNA splicing, via spliceosome
Source: RefSeq, a predicted model, not a curated record